AGGGUCACUGUUGACGUAAAGAUGUCUAAAAUCACUAUUGCAGGCUGAGUUUCUACGGAAAAUUAUGUUGCAGCACUGUAAUGUGAUACAAACACAUAGCUUUGACUUAUAUUUAUUAUGAUCUAAAAUGAGUCUGUAGCUUGCGAAAUCAUUUCAAAAAUGUCGUCUUCAUCCGCGGCUCGCCCAAAGCGCAGAGGUGGCGCGCCUGUAUCAAUGCGUGGCUUAGGGGGCUUUGAUUUCUUAAAGCAACGUGUUCAGCGUGGUAAACAGGAGGAAACCGUCGCGGAACCGGAAGAAGCAGGAGCUGGCGUUGAUGGUAAAACUACAAAGGUACCCGAUGGAACCAAAGAUGAUUCAACUGGUGCAAAGACAGUCGAGAAGGCACCAGUGGCUGCGACAACAUCUAGAAGGAUAUCAUCGGCUGGGGAUGGCGGGCAUCGCGCGCGUAUCCUUGAUCAGGAGGAAGCUGGGCGAGACGAGGAUUCAGAUGCGGUGAUGAUCACAACAACCUUUCGCACGAAAGCAGAUCUGAUACGCGAGGAGCAGCGUGCGGCGGAGCAGGCCCGCUUGGCAGCUGAGACACGGAAACAACAGGAAGAAGAGGCUCGACUCCAACAGGUGAGUCAUUUCUACAAGACUCGCGGCGGGGCCGACAAACAUGAUGCAGCAGCAGCUGGUGCUUCUAGUUCGCAACAUGCUGGCGCUGGAAGUGGCGCAGCCUCAGGAGAUAGCUCCUCUUCGUUGUUGCAACGUCUUGAAGGCGAGAAAAACGUAGACGACGAUGACGCGGUCCCAGAAGCGAUGAGUUUGUGGGAGAUCAUCUGCAGAUUACGCCAGGCCGGCGAAGUGAUUACCUAUUUCGGGGAAAAGCCGAUGCAACGCUUUCGGCGAUUGCGCCUGAAGGAACGAGACUUACAGGCCACGCAAGAACUUCGCAACGCUAGGGGACACAACAGCUUUUUAGUCGCUCGCAGCACCGAGAGAGGUACUUCUGGUGAGAGGAACAUAAUGGGAAUGGGAGGUGGUGCUGGAAGUAUGUCGUAUAUCAACUCCUUGUCAUCCAUGAUGUCGUCGACUGGAGGCGGUGGGUCGUCAGCGCAAAACGAUGCUGGAGUACCUGCGUUUUCACCGGCGAGUCCCUAUUCGAAUGACGACAGUAGCAGCAGUAGUGACAACGAGGGUGGUACUGGGAGAAGAAAAAACCGACGCAGGUCAGAUGGCAAGAAACGUCGUUCUUCUACCUCUGCGUCCCAUCCUCGUGGUCGACGAAAAUCGGGAGGACUUGGUGAAUUGGCCACGGAAACAAAUAGGGACGGCGACGGUAUUAAUACGAGUAGCGCAGCGCCAGGAGUAGGAACGAGCAACAAUGCGUCCAACUUUGGUACUGGCGAUGCGUCCACGUCCACGAUGUUGUCGCCAGAGCGUGGCGAGGAGCCAAGCCAGAGCGAGGCCAUUCUUCGGAGAUGGAUUAAAACCUGGCUGAAAGCUUGGGAGAUGCAGUUAGGCGAUCGCACAGAGGAGGAGAUGAGUUCUAGCGAAGGCAAAACGCAGAGUGCUCUCUUUCGUCAGAGCAAACAGGACAUGCAGCCAUUGUUAAAACGACUGAAAAAGCGCGACCUUGAGGCGGGCACAGUCGAACUCCUCAUGGACAUGGUGCGGUGCUGUGAACAGCGCGAGUACAGGGCUGCUAGUGGCAAAUACAUCGAAUUGACAGUCGGGAAUGCAGCGUGGCCGGUGGGAGUGACCAGUGUGGGCAUUCACGAACGAGUAGGAAGAAGCAAAAUCUCCUCUUCCAACAUAUCGCACACGCUGAAUGACGAUACGACUAGAAAAUGCAUGCAAGUCUUCAAGAGACUCAUGAAACAAUGCCAAAUAUCCAAUCCCCCGAACGACGCCUCAAACGUGCUCUAGUUGUACUUGGAACAGACGUUACCUUUUCCCUAUCCCUUAUGACUAUGUCGAAGAUCGCAAUCUAUAAUUCACAAAAUAUUCUUGUGCUUUCUUAUAAACCUCCACUUACUGUUUAAAUUAACAUGUUGUUUCGAUAUUCUUCCAGAAUUCAAUCUUGUGACACGUCGUCUCGUAGGGACGGAAUUUUCCUUCGGGACGUAGGACUACCCUUGAGAAAAAAAAAGGAUUUGUUGACACGACAAAUUCGGUGCGCGUCUUUAUUGCGUCGGAUUGAAUUAGAAUCUUCCACAGCUAAUUACGGACACCAUCGGGGAACGCAAAUUUAGCAGAGUACCACCGCCAGCGGCACGGCAUACGUUUGAUGUUUCAUUAAUAUCUGAAGAAAUGAAUUUGGAUUCUCACCUCCCAGUUCCCUAUUUCUCAGUUUGCACUUGCACUAGUUCUGU
This is a messenger RNA of Amoebophrya sp. A25, 2357 nucleotides long. Lineage: Eukaryota; Dinophyceae; Syndiniales; Amoebophryaceae. The record is from the annotation of a GenBank genome assembly.